GUCCAGUUUGAGCGUGGUCUAAAAAUAGAACAGGAAGGGAAAAGUUAUCCCGGAAAGGCUUCACUGUAUACACGGCAGUUGUGUCCGGGGGUUGUGUGGGUUUGAACACUCCAUGAAGGUUUCGACACUCCAUGAAGGUUUGGACACAGCACAUCCUCAGGUAUGUCUGUCCCGCCGCCGCGGUGUACCUGGUGGCCACGCAGGUGUGCAGCAGCUUCCUUAAGGCCGGUGAGGCCGAGCGCCAUCAGGGGUGGGGCGGCACGGGGCCCGACACUCCGUCCUGCCGCGCCCUCUUCACCAUCAUGGACGUCGCCCGCCGCCACGCAGCCAACGUCAGCCUCUUCAUACACGACCUUCAAGGGUACUCGCCUCCUCACAAGCUCAGUGGAGACUGGAGGGCGCGGGCACCCCCCGGCCACGGCCCCAGCGCUGGCCCAGGCUCUGGGAGCACCGCCACGGCAGCUGGGGCGGUGCGGCAGCUGCUAGUAAAAAGAAACUCACCGUCAGGAGCGUACACGGCAGACUACUUACCGCUGGCCGCCCUCCUUCCAUCCGUGCUGGCCCGCCAGGCAGGGGGUGAGGGAAGCGCCCCGACGGUUACCGCCACCACCACCACCAGGAUCGGCGCCGCCGGUGGGCUGCUGCCCUACGUGCCGUGCCUAAUAGCUACCUAUGCUGACCCCGCCUCCGCCACCGCCUGCUUCAGGGAGAGGCUGAGAAAGGAUGACUCCUUAUGGAUCUUCUUCAUGGGAGACUCUAAGAUUAGGUUUCUCUUUUAUGAGUUUCUCGCCAGAACAAACGAUGAGCUCCACUACUCGGUCAAAUUUCCCAACGGCAGCAGCUUCACCUUGCAGCAGAGCAAAGUCGCGAGUCUCUAUAUCGAUAGAGAAGCUUCCAGCGUGGAGCUGCCUGGACUGCGUGUAUAUUUCCAGUAAGUGUUGAGAGGUGCAGGACACCAGGC
Eriocheir sinensis (Chinese mitten crab) is the source of this 961-nucleotide messenger RNA. RefSeq lists its product as uncharacterized. The record is from RefSeq and is a predicted model, not a curated record. The transcript has 3 exons. Lineage: Eukaryota; Metazoa; Arthropoda; Malacostraca; Decapoda; Varunidae. The coding region runs from base 132 to 935 and encodes 267 amino acids.